Molecule: messenger RNA, 894 nt
Organism: Ipomoea triloba (trilobed morning glory)
Lineage: Eukaryota; Viridiplantae; Streptophyta; Magnoliopsida; Solanales; Convolvulaceae
Product: putative phosphatidylglycerol/phosphatidylinositol transfer protein DDB_G0278295
Exons: 4
Coding region: 180-656 (158 amino acids)
Biological process (GO): intracellular sterol transport
Molecular function (GO): sterol binding
Source: RefSeq, a predicted model, not a curated record
UAACAGUAAUUUGGUGCGAAUAGAGAAUUUUCCUAACGCUGCCACCUAGACGAUCCUCCGGCUAAACCCACGUUCCUUGUUCUACUCUAUUCACUCCACAUUCUUCUACUUUCUUCACCGAUCCUCCUUCUUCCGCAAGUCUGCUACUGCUCUCUCUCUCUCUCUCUCUCUGAUCAGUAAUGGCGGAAAUGAAAUUCAUCGUUGUCCUCGUAUUGUCUCUCUGUGCGAUCUUUCCUCUGAGCUUAGCCACGUCCAAUGACUUUCAGUACUGCAGCAAGAAGAAGAACUAUGAUGUGAAGGUCACCCGAGUUGAUAUAACACCUUAUCCUAUUCAAAGAAGUGUAGACACCACUUUCACCAUAUCUGCUUCCACAGAUAAAAGCAUAUCUUCAGGGAAACUCACGAUUGAAGUCAAAUACUUCUUUUUUAGCGUCUACAGUGAGGACCAUGACCUCUGUUCAGAGGCAUCUUGUCCUAUUUCUGCUGGUGAUUUCGUCAUUGCACACACCCAAGCUUUGCCUGGAAUUACACCCCCUGGCUCCUACACUCUUACAAUGAAAGUGAAGGAUGAUAAGAACAACGAGUUGUCAUGUAUCAACUUCGACUUCAGCAUCGGAUUUCUUGCAGAGGAACCCAAGGCAGUUGCUGAUAGCUAGGCACUUAAGGACUCAUCACCUACUUGUUAUUAUAGUCCCCCCACUAUCAAACUGAUCCCUUUCAUUGUUCUUCCCUGUGCCUUUUGGUCUGGUUUGUAAAAAUACCUUAGACAAGCUAUGUGUGGCGGGGCAUAUAUCUUCUCAGCUACGUCUCUGCUGCUACUUUUUAAUUAGCAAGACUAUGAAAAUCUAUGUGGUUACUCUGUUCCAUGUUCAUUACCUGCUAUUGUGUUACAAA